AUUUGCGAUAAUUACAAUCCAAUAUUUUCCCCAUAAUAUUUGCAACAAGAACAGCAAUAUUAAUUUUAGUAACUGAUUUGUGUUUUAACUCAUACGAAAAAAAACAAGAUAUGUUUACUGAAACUCAUUAAUUAUAUUAAGAAGUGUUUUAGUGUAUAUGCUUGUGAAAGACUUACAAGAAACAAAGGUUGUCCUAGAUUAUAGAGCAGACAAUGGUCAGUAACUCCAGAACAUAGCAGGCUGGAUGCACAUGUCAGACAUUUAGACUGAGCUGCAGUGCACUUGCUGCUACACACCAGGCACAAACCAGGGUUGUCUUUAACUAACAGAUCUUCUAGUGCCGAUUGUCAUCAGAUAAAAUCCAGGACCUCUCGCUGGAAUGAACAUGGAUCUUCCAGCCUCUAACUUAGACUACAGAGAGCAAUCCUAUUGGGAUGAGAGGUACACCUCUGAAGACAGUUAUGACUGGUUCUCGGGCUAUACAUCAUUCAAGCAUCUCUUGAAGGCAGAUAUACAGGCCCACCACAGAAUCCUUACUCUUGGAUGUGGAAACAGCCCAAUGAGUGCUGAGAUGUACAGAGACGGGUUCCAUCACAUCGUGAACACUGAUUUCUCUUCUAUCGUUAUUGACAAGAUGAGCAAGAAGCACUCAGAUAUGAUUGAAAUGAGCUGGCAAGUGAUGGAUAUGUGCAAUAUAGAGUUUCCAGAGGCCAGUUUUGACAUUGUUCUGGAGAAGGGAACUAUAGACGCUCUAAUGGUUCAGGAGAGAGAUCCAUGGAAUGUUUCUGAAGAAACCUGCCAGAAAAUUGACAGUAUUUUGAAUCAGGUUAUGUUUAUUGUGAGUCAUAUAUUAAAGCCAGGAGGGAAGUUCAUUUCUAUCACUUUUUCACAGACCCAUUUUCGGAAGCCCCUGUAUGCACGUUCCAGGUACAACUGGGAUGUGCAAGUCUCAACAGUUGGUGAUGCCUUUCAUUUCUUCUAUAUGGUCAUGGAAAAAGGGAGAGAACUCAGUGAAAAAGAUAGACUGAAGGAAGUUGAACUUGAGAGGCGGAAACUAUGUCAGGUUUCUUGUGAAAAUAUACCAACAGUAUUUAUAGUUGAGGAUACAGAAGAUUUUGCUCUAGGAAUUGAGCUUUAGCUAUGAAUUUGUUAUUGCAUGUGCAAAUAAAUGUUAUCUUUAUUGUUUAGGAUGCAAAGUCAUUGGAACAUAUAAGUCAUUUUUCUGCAAAUAUUAAGACAUUAUAGGUAUUGGAAACCAAUGUUUCUCUAACAAUUAUGAGCCAUGAUAUUUAAUUGUAAAUAUGAAAUUGAAUUGUUGCCUAUUGUUCAACAUUUGGCAAACAUGGGUCUGCCAUAUCCAAAUUAAACCUGUCAUUAAUGUACUAUAAUAAUAUCAAUGGCAUGUAUUUCCAUCUACCAAAUGUACAUUAAAGUCAAAUUGUGAAGAUAUUGCAAAAUGUUA
Molecule: messenger RNA, 1462 nt
Organism: Dreissena polymorpha
Lineage: Eukaryota; Metazoa; Mollusca; Bivalvia; Myida; Dreissenidae
Product: EEF1A lysine methyltransferase 4-like
Exons: 5
Coding region: 380-1138 (252 amino acids)
Source: RefSeq, a predicted model, not a curated record